Lolium perenne is the source of this 1300-nucleotide messenger RNA. RefSeq names its product DNA replication complex GINS protein PSF2. NCBI's taxonomy places the organism in Eukaryota, Viridiplantae, Streptophyta, Magnoliopsida, Poales, Poaceae. Gene Ontology annotation, biological process: DNA replication; double-strand break repair via break-induced replication. The record is from RefSeq and is a predicted model, not a curated record. Gene Ontology annotation, cellular component: GINS complex; nucleus.
UCUCUGACGGCCGGCCAUUCCGUGUAUUUCGACUUACCUGCUUUCCCCUUCUCAGUUCCGAGUCCCGCCGCCGCCGUGACCCUCUACAGGCUACAGCUCCGGCGGUGUCCCGCCAGGCCGUCGCCGCCACCUCCCGCCCCUCACGCGCGUGGCCGCCGGCGCCAUCCCCGUCCUUCCUCGCCUGGACACCACAUUCCUGCCGUCUCCACGCACCCCGUCCCAGCCCUUCGCCACUGGGUUUCGAAGCACCCGGCACACCCUCUACCUAGAUCCGCCCCCCUGCUUUUCCCCAAAUCGCCAAUGGCGGGGCAGUCCGACCCGCACCUCUCCCUCUUCUCGCCCGCCGAGGUGGAGUUCGUGGCGGAGGACGAGAUCGUCGAGGUCGUCCCCAACAUCCGCAUGGAGGCCCUCAACAUGAUCUGCGGGGAUUUCGGACCCUUCUUCCCGCAAAUCGCAAGCAAGGUCCCACUGUGGCUUGCCGUGGCGCUCAAGAGGCGUGGCAAGUGCACCGUACGCACACCCGAGUGGAUGACUGUUGACCGCUUAACGCAGGUGUUGGACGCAGAAAGAGAGUCACCUAGAGAAUUUCAGCCAUUGCCAUUCCACUAUAUUGAAGUAUCCAAGCUUCUGUUUGACCAUGCUCGUGAUGACAUCUCAGAUGCAUACUUGGUGAGAUCUUUGAUUGAGGAUAUCAGAGAUGUCAGGUUCCAUAAGGUCGAGAGUGGAUUAGAAACAUUAUCUGGCCGUACUCAUGCUGUGAAGCUCAAAAAUCUCUCUGCAAUGGAGGUGAAUAUUGUCCGCCCUUUUAUGGUGAGAACUCUGCAGGCGUUCUACAAGCAUGAUAGCCCACAGAUGAUUCAGCAGGCAGAUAAUACAGGGAGCAGAUCAACACCAGUCACAGACCGCGGUCCAAGAAGAGACCUAAGGCGCAGGUAAGAGCAUACUUGUGCAGAGAGACCUCAGCGCAGGUGAAGAGCAAGAUAUGUGUGUACCUGUCACUUGUAUUUGCAGAUAAGUUGAUUGUAGUGAAUGAAAGUACCUGCGUUGUUGUGAUGUGCUGUAUGUUCCUACCUGAAAGCCAUUGUAGUUCCCUUAGUGUGGCUCUUCUGCUAUUGUGCUAGAUAGCAAUGGUACCGACUUAAUGUAUUAAUAACCAUAAUGUUUUAGGUUUGUUGUACCUGGCAUUACCUUUGUUUCGAGGAAGCCAUUGUCCAGGGGUGUGGAUUUUCUGCUACUGUACUGGGCAGUAAUGGCACUUUGGUUAUGUAUUUACCAUAAGGUUUUAGGAUUAGUUACUACA